AUGAAAUCACAUAAUCGAAAUAAUUGGAAAAACUUUUCACCGAAAACCAAUGUUAUGUGGUUUCACUAUUUGACAACGAAACUAUGCAGUGAUUUGUGUGAGUUAACCUCAUCAUCUGCUGCAUCCACUUGUGUCAAACGUCGUCAUACUAUUUGUUGUCACCAGUUGAAAGACUUAGAAUUGAGCACGCGGAAAUUCAAAUAUAAAUCCGCGCUCGACUUGGUGACAACACACAAAUUGUUUAAAAAUUGUCGGGAUUUUUUCAGUGAUAAGUAA
Messenger RNA from Trichobilharzia regenti, 276 nucleotides. The record is from the annotation of a GenBank genome assembly. Lineage: Eukaryota; Metazoa; Platyhelminthes; Trematoda; Strigeidida; Schistosomatidae.